Messenger RNA from Vitis riparia (riverbank grape), 902 nucleotides. RefSeq names its product TATA-binding protein-associated factor 2N. NCBI's taxonomy places the organism in Eukaryota, Viridiplantae, Streptophyta, Magnoliopsida, Vitales, Vitaceae. The coding region runs from base 112 to 564 and encodes 150 amino acids. The transcript is spliced from 4 exons. Gene Ontology annotation, cellular component: cytoplasm. The record is from RefSeq and is a predicted model, not a curated record. Gene Ontology annotation, molecular function: mRNA binding.
UCUGUGGUCUAGAAUUGUAUAUAAACACCCCCACCUCUCACAAUAUUCCUCAGCAAUAUCUCUUGUCUUCUUCCAUCUCUGCACAGCUAUCCUGAUAUUUCCUUGGAAAACAUGAGCAGGCCAGGAGAUUGGAACUGCAGGUCAUGCCAGCACAUGAACUUCCAAAGGCGCGAUUCCUGCCAACGCUGCGGUGACCCAAAAUCGGGUGGGGGUGACUUUGGAAGCUUUGGUGGGAGGGGUGGAUCCUCCUUUGGGUUCACGGGCUCGGAUGUCCGCCCAGGGGACUGGUACUGCAAUGCAGGCAACUGUGGAGCUCACAACUUUGCUAGCCGCUCUAACUGCUUCAAGUGUGGUGCAUUCAAGGAUGAGUCUGCUGGGGGCUACGAUUCCGACAUGUCACGCUCCCGAGGUUUCGGGUUCGGCGGUGGCAGCGGCCGGUCUGGGUGGAAAUCCGGUGAUUGGAUAUGCAGCAGGUCUGGUUGCAAUGAGCACAACUUUGCUAGCAGAAUGGAAUGUUUCAGAUGCAAUGCCCCGAGGGACUUGAGUAACAAAACUUCAUACUAGACAUAUAUCUUCCAUUUUUGGGUACUGCAGCCAGCCAAGAGAGACCAAAUCAUAGAAUAUCUAUUAAUCCUUGUGUUGUUAUUAAUUUCUUUGCUUUGGGUGCUAGGUUCUUAAGGUGAAACAUGGCUGAAACCCAAUGUGGCAAUGUUCCCAUAAAAGCUAUAGCCCUCAUGAUCAGCAUAUUUUGUUAGGUUUCCCUACAAGAAAUAUAGCUAUGUAGUUCUGGUGUUUUUGAGUUAAUUAUCUACUACCAUUGUCUUUUGUGUUGAGAGAGUUCAUUAUUUUAUUGUAUGGGACAUGCUUUUCUUAAUUAAAAUGGAGAUCUCUCUCUCUCUCUC